AUGAGAAAAUUAGUAACAAACCCAAUAAAUAAAGUGCCGAGUAUGUAUAUAUGGUUAGGAGGUCCGUAUAACAAAAUGUACAUUCUGUAUAAAUUUUAUACGGUUAUCUCAUGGGCAGUUGGUAAUGGUAUUCCAGGUAUCCUUAUUUAUACUUUAAAAUUAGCAAAAGCAAAUGAUUUUUGUGUCAGAGGUAAGUUAUAUCGGGUUAUCAAAUAUUGGACUACAAUAGAUUUUCGAGGAGUAAGUAUACUUGCAAAAUGA
Messenger RNA from Saccharomycodes ludwigii, 261 nucleotides. RefSeq lists its product as uncharacterized. The transcript has a single exon. The coding region runs from base 1 to 261 and encodes 86 amino acids. NCBI's taxonomy places the organism in Eukaryota, Fungi, Ascomycota, Saccharomycetes, Saccharomycodales, Saccharomycodaceae. The record is from RefSeq and is a predicted model, not a curated record.